Messenger RNA from Mytilus trossulus (common blue mussel), 2525 nucleotides. RefSeq lists its product as uncharacterized. NCBI's taxonomy places the organism in Eukaryota, Metazoa, Mollusca, Bivalvia, Mytilida, Mytilidae. The record is from RefSeq and is a predicted model, not a curated record. The coding region runs from base 16 to 1713 and encodes 565 amino acids. The transcript is spliced from 5 exons. Gene Ontology annotation, molecular function: protein binding. Gene Ontology annotation, biological process: regulation of apoptotic process.
UUUCGGAAAUGAAAGAUGCUAUGGAUCUUUUCACAUUUACGACAGACUCGCAGGCUAACAAAAGACAACCUAAUUGUACUUCAAUCGAUGCUGUUCCACUUACACAGAAGAGACUUACAGAAAAAGGUUGUUGAGUAUGCAAGAAGGCUUGGAAACGUGUUGCACUUUUAUACCCCUUCGGAUCAACCAGAAAAUGGCUACCAACAUUUGACAAUCCAUGUAGAAGGAAGCGUCAAUUUUGACAGGAUCAAAUUAGAAAAACUAAGAGAUGGAGUUGCUAGACUUCUAUGCAUACCUCCUCAAUUUGUUGUUGUAGAAGGAAUUGAACCAGGCAACAGUUUUCUCAUAACAUUUUCGAUUGCAGAAGAGUAUAUUGAGUUUGUUUUUAUAAUGCAGCAAGGGGAUGCAGAUUUCCUUAUAGCCGAAGGUGUUGAUUUUGUCAAAGUUAAAGACAAAGUAGUCGACCUUAAAAGCUUACAGAAAGAACAAUCUAGAGAAGAUGUACUAGCAAUAAAGCAUGAAAUGAAGUCAUUUACAACGCGAAUUCAAGCAUUGGAAUCAGAUUUAGAUGAUACACAGGCUCAACUGAUUAAAGUGGAAAGACUAAAGAAGUGGUAUAAAACUGAAAAUUCGAAAUUCAAGCAAACUUGUCAGACAAAUUAUUUCAUAUCAGUAAUGGUGCGAACAUUAUGGUUUUACGCGCUUUACUUAAAAGUAUUCAAGCCAUUUGAAAAGCUUUCUACGAAGGCAGCAUAUGCUUUUUUUCAGUGUAUGCUUAGGGAAACACGGAGACUUAACUAUGAUUCAAAUGUUAUAAAAUCAUUGAUAGAGGCUAAUGCAAUGAUGAUUAAAGCAAAAGUUUCAGAAGAUUUGAAUGUCCACCUUCUAAAGCAAAGAGCUCAAUUAAAUGAGAUGGCGUCAAGGAUUAACUUUUUGGAAUAUGAAAAAGAAAAACUUGCUUAUUACCUGGAUAUUGGAGAACGUGCACCUAUUUUGUCCCAAAGAGAAGAAUUCUGGUUGCGAACACUGGAAAGACCAUUCAUGCGACCAGGAGUACCAGUACCUGUAAUUUCAGCGACAAUUGAAAUUUCCGAUCCCGAACUUCAGGUUAUAUUGACCAAACUGUCCAAGGAACUUAAGAAAAAAGACAGGAACAAAUUGCUACAAUUCUUGCCAGAUGGGGAAAAGAGGAAAAUAGAAAAAACACCAAAUACCUUAUUACAGGCAUUAUGGGAAAAAGAAAGAAGGAAAUCAAAUGGUCGAUCAACUUUAGAUGUGUGGUUCUAUGCUAUCAUGAAAGAAAUCAGCAGACUAGAUUUACACAAUCAAUUUCGUGAAAUGGUUGAGGCAAUCAUGAUUCAGCGACCAAAUGGAGACAAAAAGCCUAAGACGUCGUCCACCACUUCAAGAUCUCCUGGACCUUAUAAGAGUCCAGGUAGAAGGCAACGUCGUAGAGUUAAUAGUACUCCUGGCACAUCUGGUAUGGCUCACACUGAUUCGGAUCAAUCAUCUGGAUUUGGUGAGAUGGAGCAGAAAAGUGAAAGCAGUUUAACUGAAUUCCAGAUUUUGAAUAAUAAAAUGCAAAGAAUAGAGGAUAAAUUAGAAAAUUUAACUUCAAUGAACUCGAGAGAGGAGUAUAAAUUUUCACCGUUUACGAAAGAUACAGAAAGUACAUUUUCAUCGAUCCCGUCGUACAUUCCUAAACUUAAAUAAUGAAUACUCAUCGUAAUUUUUGACUUCUAUUUUUGAUGCCAUGAAUCAUGAACAUUAAUUCGCUACAUCAUUAAAUAAUAUAAGUUUUCCUUGUUACAAACAGAGCAUUCACUUUCAGCUUCUUGUUUUGAUUUUAUUAUUUCCUACUAAUGUUACAGUUUUCGUUUAUUUGUUUUUACUUUGUUAUAGAAAAUAAUGUGUUAAACAGACAUUUGCAUACCAAAAUCUGUGAUUAUACUAUAACGGAGCUUUUGUGUACUAUUGUUAAACUAUCAUAAACAUUAGCCAUUAAACACAAUGGGUGUUUAUAAAUUUGAUUUUCAUAAUAAUAGUUAGAAGGGAUCCGUAGAUAUUUUUUAUUUUUAAAAGCAAGGAGCGAUAGAGAAUGAUAAAACACGAAAAUAUAUGUGUAACCCAUAGCUAGAUGAAAAUAAAUCUGUGGUUGCCAUGAAUUAUUAAGAUUCGUAUAAGACAAAUACGUAAUUAUAGUCAUUCGUGAUUGUCCAUUACCUAUGAAACUUAUUUUGCUGUUUAUAAUAUUAUUAUUACCAUAAUGUUAUACUAUUCACAUCCUUAUUUCAAUCUCAUUUAAUAACAUUCCGAGGGGUAUACAAAUAUUUUAAAUGUUCGGUGUGUUUAUAUAUGACACCGGAAGCAUGCAUAUGACUUCCCCUAAAGUGUGUCGCAUGUAUAUUAUUACAUAGACAUUUCGAAGAACUAAAAUCAUUCGCGGGUUUCGGUUGGGUUCGUGUUUUUUGUCUUUUGGUCAUUUUUUGGAUUGUAUUUGUCAUUGUAUUGUCAGUUUGUUUUUA